Molecule: messenger RNA, 1538 nt
Organism: Opisthocomus hoazin
Lineage: Eukaryota; Metazoa; Chordata; Aves; Opisthocomiformes; Opisthocomidae
Source: RefSeq, a predicted model, not a curated record
ACUGGGGAGAGUGGAAAAAGUACGUUCAUUAAGCAAAUGCGUAUAAUUCAUGGCUCAGGCUACUCUGAAGAGGACAAAAAAGGCUUCACCAAGCUGGUGUACCAAAACAUCUUCACUGCCAUGCAGUCUAUGAUCAGGGCCAUGGAAACCCUGAAGAUUCUGUACAAAUAUGAACAGAACAAGGCCAAUGCAGUGCUGAUUCGGGAAGUGGAUGUAGAAAAGGUCAUGACAUUUGAGCAGCCAUAUGUAAGUGCAAUUAAAACAUUGUGGAACGAUCCUGGAAUACAAGAGUGUUAUGACAGGAGAAGAGAAUAUCAGCUUUCUGACUCAGCUAAAUACUAUCUUAGCGACGUGGAUCGUAUUGCUACCCCAGGAUAUCUACCGACUCAGCAAGAUGUGCUACGGGUUAGAGUUCCUACAACUGGUAUCAUAGAGUACCCCUUUGACCUAGAGAAUAUUAUCUUCAGAAUGGUGGAUGUUGGAGGUCAAAGAUCAGAGCGAAGGAAGUGGAUCCAUUGCUUUGAAAACGUGACUUCUAUCAUGUUUUUAGUAGCACUUAGUGAAUAUGACCAAGUUCUGGUGGAAUCUGAUAACGAGAACCGGAUGGAAGAGAGUAAAGCUCUCUUUCGAACAAUUAUCACUUAUCCAUGGUUCCAAAACUCUUCUGUCAUCCUCUUUCUUAACAAGAAAGAUCUAUUGGAAGACAAGAUCCUAUAUUCCCACCUUGUUGACUAUUUCCCAGAGUUUGAUGGCCCACAGAGGGAUGCACAGGCAGCCCGUGAGUUCAUUCUCAAGAUGUUUGUGGAUUUAAAUCCAGACAGCGAUAAAAUCAUCUAUUCUCACUUCACAUGUGCCACAGACACAGAAAACAUCCGUUUCGUGUUUGCAGCUGUCAAGGACACCAUCCUGCAGCUCAACCUGAAGGAGUACAACCUGGUUUGACCUGCUCUGCUCUUGGCCCCUUGAGAGAGGCUUCAUUGUGAAGAAAAGACAAAAAAAGAAAUUUUAAAUAUGACAGGAAAAAAAGUUUUAAUUUCUGAUGAUGUAAUGAUUGCAAAUUGUCUGAUCUGUGGAGUGGCAAGUGCUCAGUGUUAUCCUGGAGUCUCAUGUCUCUGUCCACAGAGUAGUUGAUUUCAUAUUUUUAACAAAUUGCUUUUAUUUCACAGUUAAUGGGGAUAUGCCUCAUUUCUUCAGCACCUUGCUUACUUCUUAAUUUUUGCCAAACAGCUAAGGCAGUCUCAUCUUGAGCUUUCCUUUGUUGCUUUUGGUAUAUAUAGAAAAGAAACCAUCAACUUUCCAGCUGAGAUUGUGAAUUUGCUGGACUGUGGGAGUGCAGAAUGCUACUGGUCCCUUUGCCUUGUGCUAUAGGGUGCCUCUGGUGUAAUUUGCUAAUCCUGCUUGCUUCCCCUCCCCCCCGUUUCUUUCCCUUCGCUUCCCCAGGACAUGCUCCAUGGUUCACUGUGAUGAAAUGUUGGGGAGGAACGAUUGCUCUCCAACUAUUGUGCAAAAAAAGAAAAAGGCAAAACAAACAAAAAAAA